Molecule: messenger RNA, 1323 nt
Organism: Hipposideros armiger (great roundleaf bat)
Lineage: Eukaryota; Metazoa; Chordata; Mammalia; Chiroptera; Hipposideridae
Gene: TXNL1
Product: thioredoxin like 1
Exons: 9
Coding region: 184-1086 (300 amino acids)
Source: RefSeq, a predicted model, not a curated record
CCCGCCCCCUCCGUCUCUCCGCUCCCUGGCGUGACUCGGCACUGAGAGCCGGAGAAGACUCCGCGAUCGCCAACCCCUGUGUCCAGGCCUCGGCGUUCCUGAGGCGUCCCCUUUCCUCUCCCAGCCGUCUCCUUCCGUUUCGAAGCCAGUGGCGUCGCGGCCGCCUUUCCGGGCUCUCUGAGAAUGGUGGGAGUGAAGCCGGUGGGGAGCGACCCGGAUUUCCAGCCGGAGCUGAGCGGCGCGGGCUCCAGACUCGCCGUGGUCAAGUUCACCAUGCGAGGUCAUCUCUUUUACCUUUCUCACAGGUGCGGACCAUGUUUAAGGAUUGCCCCAGCAUUCAGCACUAUGAGUAAUAAGUAUCCGCAGGCAGUUUUCUUGGAAGUAGACGUACAUCAGUGUCAGGGAACAGCUGCCACCAACAAUAUAUCAGCAACACCUACGUUUUUGUUUUUUCGAAACAAAGUGAGAAUUGAUCAGUAUCAAGGAGCAGAUGCCGUGGGAUUAGAAGAAAAAAUCAAGCAGCACUUAGAAAAUGACCCUGGAAGCAAUGAGGACACAGAUAUUCCAAAAGGCUACAUGGAUUUAAUGCCUUUUAUUAACAAAGCUGGUUGUGAAUGUCUUAAUGAAAGCGACGAGCAUGGAUUUGACAACUGUUUGCGAAAAGACAUGACCUUCUUGGAAUCUGAUUGUGAUGAGCAGCUACUCAUUACUGUGGCAUUCAAUCAACCAGUUAAGCUUUAUUCAAUGAAAUUUCAAGGGCCAGAUAAUGGUCAAGGUCCUAAAUACGUAAAAAUUUUUAUCAAUCUACCCCGAUCUAUGGAUUUUGAAGAAGCAGAAAGAAGUGAACCAACCCAAGCUCUGGAACUAACAGAGGAUGAUAUUAAAGAAGAUGGCAUUGUCCCACUUCGUUAUGUUAAGUUUCAGAACGUUAACAGUGUAACUAUAUUUGUUCAGUCCAAUCAAGGUGAAGAAGAAACAACAAGAAUUUCAUAUUUUACUUUUAUUGGUACUCCAGUCCAGGCAACAAAUAUGAAUGACUUCAAACGAAGGAUACAUACUGGCAAGUUGAGAGCUAUCAACCUGUGAAACAGUAGUUGGCAAGAAAGGAGAAAGCCACUAAGGUACAGAAGACACUGGAAGAUCAUAUUGCAGUCAGAUCUACAGCUCCUGGAUAAUUGCUUGAUUCUCGCCAGAGACUCAAUAUUCCAUUCAUUGCCAUUACCAAUAAAUCAUUGCUUUUGUUCAGAUGAUAUCACUAGUGUUUCUAUUGUAAUCUUGAUACAUGCAAUUGUAAAUAAAAGUCACUACUUUUGCCAAGCUUAA